ACCUCAUCUCAUCCUGUUUCUUUGACCCUUCCGCCGCCUCUUCCUCAAACCCUAGCCGCCUCUGAAUCUCGCUCGCCAAAACCCUUGCCGAUUCUUCCCUUUUGCUCUUGAUUUUUUCUUGCAGACGCGCUCUCAGCCACCUUUCGUUCCCUAAUCCGCCGUUUCCGGUCUCGAAGGAUGGGUGAAGCCAGGGACAACGAUGCUUACGAGGAGGAGCUUCUCGACUACGAGGAGGAAGAGGAGAAGGCCCCUGAUUCCGCCGCUGCUAAGGCCUCUGGUGAAGCGGUGAAGAAGGGUUAUGUUGGAAUUCACAGUUCAGGUUUCAGAGACUUCCUGUUGAAGCCAGAACUUCUCCGUGCCAUUGUAGAUUCAGGUUUUGAGCACCCAUCCGAAGGUAAUCAGUACUUCCAUAUUCCUGAGUCUGGAGAAUGGUAAAGCUUUCCAUUAAAAGGAUCAAGAAGGUUAAUUUUUACUUACUGGGCUACUGCUCCAAUUUUGUUUGGUUCUCCAUCAGUACAACAUGAAUGCAUCCCUCAAGCUAUCCUUGGAAUGGAUGUCAUCUGCCAAGCUAAGUCCGGAAUGGGGAAAACUGCUGUUUUUGUUCUUUCAACUCUACAGCAAAUUGAGCCCGUUGCAGGGCAAGUUGCUGCACUUGUGCUAUGUCAUACAAGGGAAUUGGCUUAUCAGAUCUGCCACGAGUUCGAGAGGUUCAGCACUUACUUGCCUGAUAUUAAGGUUGCUGUUUUUUAUGGUGGAGUUCACAUCAUGAAGCACAAGGAUAUUUUGAAGAAUGAAUGCCCACAUAUUGUAGUCGGCACACCAGGAAGAAUACUGGCACUUGCAAGAGAUAAAGAUCUUUCUUUGAAGAAUGUGAGGCACUUUAUUCUUGAUGAAUGUGACAAGAUGCUCGAGUCACUUGAUAUGCGUAGAGACGUUCAGGAGAUCUUCAAAAUGACACCUCACGACAAGCAAGUUAUGAUGUUCUCAGCGACUCUCAGCAAGGAGAUCCGCCCCGUGUGCAAAAGAUUCAUGCAAGAUCCUAUGGAAAUAUACGUUGACGAUGAGGCCAAACUGACAUUGCAUGGUCUAGUACAGCACUACAUCAAACUAACCGAGUUGGAAAAGAACCGGAAACUGAAUGAUCUUUUGGAUGCACUGGACUUCAAUCAAGUUGUGAUCUUUGUGAAAAGCGUGAGUAGAGCAGCGGAGCUGAACAAGUUACUUGUCGAGUGCAACUUCCCAUCAAUCUGUAUCCACUCUGGCAUGUCACAGGAGGAAAGGUUGACGAGGUAUAAGAAUUUCAAGGAAGGUCUUAAAAGGAUUCUUGUAGCUACCGAUCUGGUUGGGAGGGGAAUUGAUAUUGAGCGAGUCAACAUCGUGAUAAACUAUGACAUGCCAGAUUCCGCUGACACUUAUCUCCACAGGGUUGGAAGGGCUGGUCGUUUUGGUACCAAAGGACUUGCUAUUACGUUUGUUUCUUCGGCUUCAGACUCUGAUGUUCUCAAUCAGGUGCAAGAGAGGUUUGAGGUGGACAUUAAGGAGCUGCCAGAGCAGAUUGACACUUCAACCUACAUGCCGUCGUGAUGACAUGGCAAUGUUGCAAGCAACUGGUUGGAAGACUGGACAUGGCAACGGUGCCGGCGUGAUGUAAAAGUUUUCACUGGAAUUGGUUCUAGAAAUUUCUUUCGAGAUAGGCGGUGGUAGGAACUGUAUGUACCUUUAAAGCGUAAACCACGCGGCAGCUUCUUACAGCUUAAUGGUUUGCCUUUGCUUUAUGUAGUUACUACCAUAAUUAAUUAUGACAAUGAUUGUAGUCGUUUUAUAUUUCUUUUAGAACAAAUACUUCUGAUCUGUUUUUCUUA
Musa acuminata AAA Group (dessert banana) is the source of this 1862-nucleotide messenger RNA. Its product is annotated as DEAD-box ATP-dependent RNA helicase 15. The record is from RefSeq and is a predicted model, not a curated record. The transcript is spliced from 12 exons. Lineage: Eukaryota; Viridiplantae; Streptophyta; Magnoliopsida; Zingiberales; Musaceae. Gene Ontology annotation, molecular function: RNA helicase activity; ATP binding; RNA binding. Bases 550 to 1584 code for a protein of 344 amino acids.